AGAGUUGUGUAUGUAGUAGGGAACCCUAGAUCUAACCCUAGCCGUCAGAUUAGAUCAAUGGGGAGAUGUCUUCUGGACCGUUGGAAUCUUAGGAAGCAGCAAUGGUGGAGGUAGAAGAGUCGCAUUCGUGGGGGUGUCCAAAAGAGGCGUGAAGAUUAUUGUUUUUCUUUCCUUCAUGUUGAUGGCCAACAAUUCGAAUUUUCUUCUCUAGCUGUAUAGUUUGUUAUCUCGGUGGUGGUGGUGAUGUGUGAAUUAGUCGCGCGUACGGGUCGGCUCCAGCAACGGUACAAGGAUGGCUCGCGUCUCGUAGCUGGGUGUAUUCCUUUUAGGUAUAUAAACUCUGACGAAAAUGAUAGUAAUGGAUCUGGGAAAGUAGUUCAAGUGUUGAUGAUCAGCUCAUCUAGUGGACCCGGACUUUUGUUUCCCAAGGGAGGAUGGGAGAAUGAUGAAACAGUCAAAGAAGCUGCAGUAAGGGAAGCUGUGGAAGAAGCAGGAGUCCGUGGGAUUCUUAUGGAUUUUUUGGGAGACUAUGAGUUCAAGAGCAAAACGCACCAAGAUGAGUGUAGCCCAGAAGGUUUAUGUAAAGCUGCAAUGUACGCCUUGUAUGUGAAGGAAGAGCUGGAGACUUGGCCGGAACAGAAGACGAGAACGAGGACAUGGCUUACAAUUGGAGAAGCUGUAGAGAAUUGCAGGCACGCUUGGAUGAAGGAUGCCUUGGUUGAUGGGUUCUGUAAAUGGCAUAAGGAGAAGAUUGGCAAAGGAGAUGAAGAUUGAUGUUUAAGUGUGCAUAAAAACUCUGAGCUUGGUUUUGUUUUUACUCUUUUUUUUUUUUUAAGUCAUGUGCAUGGAGAAUCUUGCGACUGCGAAACAUACGAGUUUCAAUUGUUUUCUCUUUCACAGUUGUCUUCAUUAUUUUCAAUAAUUCUGAAAAGAAAGACAGCUCAUAA
Brassica rapa (field mustard) is the source of this 947-nucleotide messenger RNA. RefSeq names its product nudix hydrolase 16, mitochondrial. Lineage: Eukaryota; Viridiplantae; Streptophyta; Magnoliopsida; Brassicales; Brassicaceae. Gene Ontology annotation, cellular component: nucleus; cytoplasm. Gene Ontology annotation, molecular function: pyrophosphatase activity. The record is from RefSeq and is a predicted model, not a curated record.